Molecule: messenger RNA, 3921 nt
Organism: Physella acuta
Lineage: Eukaryota; Metazoa; Mollusca; Gastropoda; Physidae
Product: homeobox protein Nkx-6.2-like
Biological process (GO): regulation of transcription by RNA polymerase II; cell differentiation
Cellular component (GO): nucleus
Molecular function (GO): RNA polymerase II cis-regulatory region sequence-specific DNA binding; DNA-binding transcription factor activity, RNA polymerase II-specific
Source: RefSeq, a predicted model, not a curated record
GAGAGUGAUGCCGUCAUCACAAUACCACCCUUCUCAUUAGAAGCGCGUGUAGGGUGUAUAAAGAAGUUGGAUAGUGACAUUUUAUUGCACAACGCAGAGAGUAGUACGCUUAAGAACUCCAUCGCUUUCGUAUAAGUAACCCAUCCAUGGUCCACGGACGUAGGGACUAGCUGGACAUUCGGACUUGGUUGGACAUUCGAACAUCCUGACCAGUUGGAUUCUCAGUUCGUGUGUGCGUCGUUAUUUACUUCAAGUGAUAGCUAGAAAUAAUUGUUAUAUUAAUAGUAUAAACUAAUACGGAAAGUUUGUUUCGUUAUAUCGAGCAGAGACGUGAGUUUUACAUUAAUUUUUAAAAUUUAAAUACAAAUUAUGUGACAAAUAAUGAUUUUAUAUUGUGAAAAUAAUAAUAAUUUUAAAAAGAAUAUUGUAUAGGUUAAAUUUGAAAGAUAUUUAUUACAAGUUAAAAAAAACCGUGUCGUGUGAUGAUUUAAACUAAGCAGACGACUUAAGGUAGCCAGGCGAGAUUAACGCCUGGGGAUUUCUGGAACAAUUCUUUCCUCAAGACGACGAGCCGAGAGCUCCCUUCCAACGGCAGGCUGACGCACCACAGCUCCCCCUACAACUACGCAGACUUUGCUGCCUGGUUCCCCGGACACAUCACAUCGCCAGCGUCGUCGUCGUCCUCCUCCUCGCCGGAGACCAGCGUCGCCGAGAUGUUGGACUACUGCAGCAACGUCGGCAACGACGCGGCUCAGAACGGCUACGGCAGCCACGGGCAUCACCACCACUCACACCACAGUCCGGUUGCCGGAGCCGGUGCCGGUUCCGGGUCCGGCGGACCUCCGUCUAUGGCGUCUAUCUUGAACAUGAACCACCAGAGCGGGCUGGAGUCUUCCCGGCAGCAGAGCGCGUUUGUCUUGAGUUCUCCGCCCCUGGCAGCCCUGCACAACCUGACGGAGAUGAAGUUCCCCUCGACAUCGUCCUCGUUCCUCUCCCAGGACUACUCGCCGGAUACCCUCAAGCAGAUGCAGGCUGCCAUGUCACACGCCUUGUCCACCCCCCAUGGCAUCAAUGACAUUCUGAGCAGGCCACACGCGGCCCUCGGUCUCCCCAGACUGAGCACCAGCAUGUACCUGGGCCAUCAGACCCGGUUCCCCAAGUUGGCCGAGCUGCCGGGUCGGCCACCCAUCUACUGGCCAGGUGUCUUACCCCAGCCGUGGCGUCCUCCAGCAGGCUCGUGUCAGCGGUACGGGUCACAGUCGGCAACGGUCGUGGUGGACAAGGACGGCAAGAAGAAACACACCAGGCCCACCUUCUCCGGUCAGCAGAUCUUCGCCCUCGAGAAAACAUUCGAGCAGACAAAAUAUCUGGCCGGGCCCGAACGUGCCAGAUUGGCAUACGCUCUCGGGAUGUCAGAGUCACAGGUCAAGGUCUGGUUUCAAAAUCGCCGCACAAAAUGGCGGAAGAAGCACGCGGCAGAGAUGGCGACGGCCAAGAAAAAACAAGAACAGGCAGAAGACAUGGAGGGCAACUCCGAACCGGAAGACGAAAAUGGCGACCACGUCUUGAAAGGGGACUGUAACUUCCUGGACGGUGUGGAUUUGUAGAGCCCUUCCAGUUUGGCCAAUUAGCUGAUAAUUUGUAACGGGAACUUUAAAACUUGAUUAAUGAACCUUUGUCCAGUAUGUUGGGUGGAGACUUAGUCAGGUGUGAGCCAGAAGAUGAGUGCCAUUCGCUGGACAACGGCGACACAACCCAGGAAUCGUCUGCUUCAGUUCGGGUUAUUGAACCACGUGAUUGAUUCAGGAACUAAAAACAAUUUCACAGACUCCUUCAAUAUUGUUGAUGUGUCUGGCGAUGUUUCUGUCGACGACAGGUGAUCGUUAUCUACACACACAUCGUUGACGAUGUAGCUCGGCUGCUUCAGACUUCGAAUUCCUGCUGUUUCGGACUCCGAACUCUUUCACUGUCACACCCAGAUGACACGGGAAAAAAAUCGCUCCUGGAAGAGAAAUCGAAUCUUGUGACUGAACCAAGUAUCGAUAUUUUGAAAUGCAACUCAGCGACUUGAUAAUUUCAUUCAACGUGUUCUACACACCAGCAUUUCAAAUAUUGCGAGAAAAUAAUCGAAUCUGUUUCACACGGCAAUCGCCAUUAAUGGACAGUAAACUCGACGCAUAAAUUAUGAUAAAUACUCCAAUAUCGCAAUCAUGUUUCAUUGAUACUAAAAUACAGUAUCGAUACUCUGUACUCAUGAUGAUAAAGUUGCCGGUAAUCGAUUUCUUCAUGCAGUAAUAAUUAAACUCUCAGCUCCAAUGUGUUUUAGACAAAGAUGCUGAUGAUAUUCUUUAAUAAUCAAGUGUGCAAUUAAUGAGAGACUGAGGAAAUACCUUCGUUUUUUAAUUGACAUGACAUUAAAUUCACACAUAUGUAAUCAUUUACAUUUCUGCAAGCGAGUUUUUAUUUUUUCAGCGCAAAUGUUAUUUUUAAAAUAGUGACUUGAUUGUAGAAAUAACUUUAUGGAUUAACUAUACAGUUUUAAUUGAUUAGUUAACAAUUUCAUGAUAGCUUAAUAUUUGCCAACAUUACAUAUUGUUUUUAAAUUAAUGAUUGUGAGUUGAGAAAUAUGGGCUUUGAUGGUGUGUGUUUAUAUGCACGCAUGUGUAUGUGCUUGUUCGUGUGUCUUUGUGUAUAUAUGUGUGUGUGCGUGUGUGUGUUUAUGUGUACGCGUGUGUAUGUGCUUGCUCGUGUGUGUGUGUAUUUGUGUGUGUGCGUAAAUGUGUGUAUGUUAAUGUGCAUGUGUGUGUAUGUGCUUGCUUGUGUGUGUGUAUUUGUGUGUGGGCGUAAAUGUGUGUAUGUUAAUGUGCAUGUGUGUGUAUGUGCUUGCUUGUGUGUGUGUAUUUGUGUGUGUGCGAGCGACUGCUAGCGUGUCCAAAACAUGAGCCCAUGCUGACGUCAUAUUAUUGACGUCCCUCUGUACAAAAGGCCACGGACACACACAUUUAUUUUAUUUUAAUCGGAGCCCUUUUGUCGGCGCUAGUCCUACCCCCAUGUAACUGGUCCCUGUGAACAAAGCGGCUUGAUUUCCCAAUGCGCCCGACGCAGGCGACCUUCUCCUGCAAGUCUAUUGACUUAAGCUUGCUCGCCUCUCACUAAUCAUACAACCCUCGCGAUCCUCGAUAACACCAGACAAGUCCCGUGCUCCCCCCACCCCUAAAGCGGGGCGUCGCUAGGCCACGGCUCCAUCCCUACAGCCCGUCUCUAGGAAGCUUAUCUGCUGGUAUCCCCGUGGUAUCCCCUCGGUAAACCUAUGGUAUCCCCAACCUAACAGUCGCAACUUUCAUAAUCAACAACUCCCGACGACGAGAAUUUUCCUCCCCAACUUGCGAUCAAAACACGACAAGGGCCUCGCGUUCUAUUUUUUAAUAAAGUCCCCUACUGUCAGGACUAGUUUGAACGCUGUAUCUCUGAACUUUGACCUGGGUUCGUACAAUUGCCGAAAACGUCGAGAUAUCCAGCGCUUGUCGGAUUGCAACUUUAUGGUUUCUCAUUUUAUGAUAAAGUGUUAUUUAUGCCUUAACGCGCGGGCCAUCCACACACCCAUUUGAGCCACCCCCGGGAUUUAUAGCCGAUCUAGCCGGAUCAUCAUUCGCUCUCCCAUUUCGGAGUGAACUUUAAUCCGCGCUUGGAUUAAUCAUCGUUUAUAUCUUUAAUCCAUUCUCCUUACUUCCUCUUCCCAGAUGUGUUAAAUAUUUUUUUUAUAUUUUGUAAAUAAUGAUACUUCGACGAAUGUUUUGAUUUUCAACUGUUCUAAGAUUAUAUUUCAUAUGUAGAGGCUGCAAACAUGUAGACAUUUAAACAUGUCAUGAGAAAGUGUGUAAGUUAUUCAGAAAUUUGAAUACAUCGUCAAAUAUUUCAUGA